Molecule: messenger RNA, 2406 nt
Organism: Sphaeramia orbicularis (orbiculate cardinalfish)
Lineage: Eukaryota; Metazoa; Chordata; Actinopteri; Kurtiformes; Apogonidae
Gene: hmx4
Product: H6 family homeobox 4
Exons: 2
Coding region: 174-971 (265 amino acids)
Biological process (GO): regulation of transcription by RNA polymerase II
Cellular component (GO): nucleus
Molecular function (GO): DNA-binding transcription factor activity, RNA polymerase II-specific; RNA polymerase II transcription regulatory region sequence-specific DNA binding
Source: RefSeq, a predicted model, not a curated record
CUCCAUCCGGUGCGUUCAGUCCCGGCGCAAACAGAGCAUCGGAGCCCGGCAGUGUCAGCUGCUAUGGUGCAUGGAGCGUCGAGGCGUUAGUUGUGAGAAUACUCUGGUUUGAAACUUUAACAGCGAGUUGAGUCGCGGAAGUGAAACAGAGAAGGACUCACGCCUUGGAGAAUAUGAGCAAAGUGGACGCUCCAUGCCGCCCCGCCGCCUCUCUGAAGUUCACUAUUGACAACAUCCUCAACCUCAAGACAAACGGGAGGAGCCCUGGGAGCUGUCACCCCACCGGACUGCAGGAUGACCUGGACACGGCGGUGCGUAAAGACGCUUUCCAGAGCCACCUUGAGGACACCGGAGUCCACCAGAGGCCGGACCCGGGCAGCAGACUUCACCAAAGUGAGUUGAUGGAAGACUGCGGUGGAGCGGCGGAACCCGGCCUCAUCAGCCACGCAGACCCGAGGAAAGCCCCGGAGGUCCGCUUCGAGAGCGGGGACAGCAGCUGCGACGACAGCAGCUCCGCCACCACGGCCACGGACCCCCACAAAGGAGGCAACCCCGCCAAGAAGAGCAAAAUGAUCACGAAAAAGAAAACACGCACUAUUUUUUCCAAGAGACAGAUUUUCCAGUUGGAGUCUACGUUCGACAUGAAACGCUAUCUGAGCAGCGCAGAGCGCGCAUGUCUGGCCACUUCCCUCCAGCUCACGGAGACUCAAGUGAAAAUAUGGUUUCAGAACCGCAGGAAUAAAUUGAAACGGCAGAUCUCCACUGAAAUUGACGGACCCGUAACUGAUUUCCCCGAAACUGGAAAGCCCGUGGUGGUAGGGCAGCUCCCGGCCUUGUACAAAGAGAGUAACCUGCUGGGGAGGUGCCUGCUGCCCAUGCCCCUGCCCGUGGUCUACCCGGGGAGCAGCACGCCUUACCUCUGCUUCUCCAACGCCAGCAAGUACUUCAGUCUGUACGACGGGGACGUAUGAUGAUUUGAUUGUUUCUUGUGAAAGAGACACUUUUUUUGGUGGUUUGAUGCCAAGUUUCGAGCAUUUAAGGUGUUGAUUAGAUGGAGGGGCCGGGUAGUUACAUAUCACGUAAAAAAAAUAAAUAAGAUGACUCUGAUUUAUUUAUUUUUGGAGUCAAAAUAUGGGUUUUCUAAAGACAACACACUAAACCUGCUACAGUCACACAUAGCAUUUUUAUUUUAUUGUAUUGUAUUUUUUAAAAAAUAGGCUACGCUAAAGAUAGCCUGAAGGAGGCCUACAACACUAUCAAUCCCAACAUUUUAUUGUUUACACAUUAUUAUUAUUAUUAUUAUUAUUAUUAUUGACAACAGCAUUUCCAGCAGUCUAAGCCACCAAAGAAAUUACUAUAGCCUAAAGCUAUUUGCAUGCAUUUCCUGUAUCAUAUCAAUUUCUGAAUUACUGAAAUUACCCAUGUAUUUAAAUGAAUGUAAUUAAUAUUUUAUUCUAUGUUUCACGCAUGUCUAUUUUUUUUUUCUGAAUAUCCUACUUAUUGUUGCUUUAUUCCACGUUGCCUAUAGGCUUAUUACACCAUUUACUGAAACUGUAAUUAAAAAAUCUCCAUUGAAGAAAUAUUUUACAGAGCUGAGUACUCAGUAUUUUAAGGCUAACUUUUUUUUUGUGCCAGACGGGUUAUUAUUACAUGAAAUGUAGAUAGUGUGAAUACAGUGUGUUUAAUCAGUUAACUAAUCUUUAACAGUAGUUUUUAUGGUCUUUUUUUUUUUUUUUUUUUUACAGAAUUAAAUCCUAAAUGAUUUUUAAACAUGUAAUGUGAGAGAAGUUAUUGAUUAUCAGUGUGGAACAGAUAACUGCCACAUGUGCCCUUUGAGGUAAAUCUGCCUUAAAUUAUUCCAUGUUUUCUAAUACAAUAUGUUGCAGCCAAAAGGCCCAGUUCUGUUUUCUACCCUAAAGGCCUUUAUGUGUUUGAACAAAAUGAAGCACACACUGUAAACACAGCAGAGCAGUUCAUAUAAAUGGGAAAAGGACACAUAAUUUCAUCACCCCUGUAUGAAUCUAAAGCCUGACCUGUGGUUCAUUAUAUAUUUAAUGCAUGCAGAACAUAGGAGAAGGGGAAAGCACUUCGAUCCUCAGGUCUCUCUUCCUGAAAUGUGGGCACUACCACAGGCGCAGACCAAAACACCAUCAGCAUCAUUUUUUUCAAAGCAUAGAACUGCUGCAUAUGCUCUUUUGAACUUUUGUAAACCCGAGCCAAAGCUAAUUUCUUAUGGGGAAACUUCAAGUCAGCCAUAUUACCAAAAGAUUUGGCUUUGGGCUUUGGAAAUACACUAUAAAAUCCAGAGGGAAUUAAUGCACCAGGCUAAUUCUGACAAAAAGAAAACAGACAUGCAUUUGUUGACUGUGUCAUAAAUCACUUUGUAUAAGCAAGUAAAGGAAGGCA